Messenger RNA from Pocillopora damicornis (cauliflower coral), 1101 nucleotides. RefSeq names its product melanopsin-like. The record is from RefSeq and is a predicted model, not a curated record. NCBI's taxonomy places the organism in Eukaryota, Metazoa, Cnidaria, Anthozoa, Scleractinia, Pocilloporidae. Gene Ontology annotation, cellular component: plasma membrane. Gene Ontology annotation, molecular function: G protein-coupled receptor activity. Gene Ontology annotation, biological process: G protein-coupled receptor signaling pathway.
AUGGACUCUAAAUCUCCGACGAAAUGCAGUACUUCGAUGAAUUUCACCGGUAAUUUAUCACUUUGCCCAACUGUCCAACCUGUACUGUUAGGACCCAUGGUAAAUCCAUUUGACGAGUUUUACAAGUUUGCCUUCGGAUCAGCAAUUUACAUUAUCAUCGUUUCCUUCAUAACCAUCUUAGCCAACGGUUUGUUACUUGUGGUUUUCUUCUUCGAUCCAUUGAAGAUAUUUCGCACUGCCACUACCUAUUUCUUGAUCGGUCUGGCCUUAGUGGAUAUCUUAACCGCCGCCUCGCAAGAACCCAUGUACGCUACAUGCUUUAUAAUGAUGUAUCUUAGACAUCCUGACACCCUAACAACGUGCACACCUCUUCUGAAUGUGGGCCAAGUGAUAGCUGUUGCAGCCAUGAAUGCAUCAUUUCUGAUAGUACUUGCUUUCACAAUUACACAGUACAUUGUGGUGGUCUCGCCGCUAAAAUACGGCCGGCGCGUUACAAAAUCGCGGGUGGUGAUCUGUGUAUUGGCCAUAUACGCGUAUUCCAUAUUGUUCAGUCUCUUUCCUGUUAUGGGCAUCGCCGAAGAGAUCGUGCAAAAGAUCGAUAACAUUUUUCACUCCAUUACUUUGGUCUACGUCACCAUUAUCUUUUACAUUCUGCUGUACGUCGCCUUUAGGAAGAAAAUGGCUGCUUCUGAAAGUCUUCGAGAAGACAAGACCACACAAGCUAGAGGGAGAGAAAAUAAACAAACAGGGGUGGAACGCAAGUUUAUCAUCGUCAAUUUUCUCCUAAUCGCCAUCUUGUUUUUGACGUCUCAGCCGUCUGCCAUUUUAUGGAUUUACCGCUUGUAUUCCAACGAAAACCCCAACUCUCCAAGAGUUCUGAUUGUCAAUCUCAUGGUGGCCGACAACCUACUUUACCUGAAAUUCCUGCUCGACCCGUUUGUCUACGCAUGGCGAAUACCCAAAUAUCGACAGGCCCUAAAAAAUGUCCUGCGCUGUGGCAGAGAGGAGCCUGAAACAACCUUUAGUGACCGCGUCAUGGCCCAGGUUAGCAAGUCACGCGAGACUGUAGUGACCCUGGACUUUAAAAGCAUUCGGGACUAA